UCAUAUAAUUUGGUGAAUAGAAUAUUCAAAUUGAUCAAACAAAGAGAUUUUUUUUAGUUUUCCAUAUAAAAACAACAUCGAAGUGCAUUUUACUAAGAUAAAUAGUGUAGAAUUGUGAUUUUCGUUUAAAAUUUCCGUCGUUUUAUUUUUCAACGCUUAUCUAUUCCGUUUCAAAACACAAUGGCUGAUCAAUCUCCUCCUACAUGGAACGAAUUGUACGAUCGAGUACCAUAUCGGUUCAUAAAAUUCCACUACAUAUCUGAUUUUGAAUUGAAUGUACGCGCAUUAAAUCCCCGAUGUGUGAAUAUAACAAAUUUUAAUCAGCAUUUGGAUGAAUUUAUGUUAAAUUCAACAAAAAACCAUCAAAAUGCUUUCACAAUGAAGUAUUUGAUUGAAGAUUUGAAUAACAUGAUAUCAUCAUCACCCGAGAAGUUUUAUCAGAAAAUGAAUGCUUUGUUUGAUGUUGAACGGAAUAUGUAUAAACAGGGCACUCUCACACUAACACAAAUCGAUACGGAUAUUCUUUGGCUGCUCUUACAAAGCAAAUCUAAUAAAACGGCUGUUGAACGAUAUAAAGUCUAUUAUGAUUCGUAUAAUUCGUGUAAUAUGCCAGAAUUGGGUAAUUGCAUCCAAGUGCUCAGUAUGGAAAUCGUUGCUUCAAUCAACAAUGUCGUUAAAUUGAUGAAUAUUAUAUUACAAAAGAUUCAGGCGCAUCGCGAUCACUUGAAUCAAUCGAAACGGGAACAAGUUUGGUCAGGUGAGACUAGAAAACGCUUUGCCGAAAUUCAAGUGUGGUUUGACGAAGUAGCUACAAUUAUUGAUGAUACGCUUGAAACGAUACAAACAAUGCGAAUUUAUGAUAAAUUGUGCUGCGUUAAUGAAAACAAACUAGUCAUUGAUACAUUUAAAAGGUUAAUCAAAUUGACCUUAGUUUUGGAGAUGGAACCAACAGAAAUUGUGAAGACAGAGACUUUCACGACGUGCAUCAUACGAUUGCUUUGUAGCAAUUCGACCUUGCAAAAUGCGAAAUUCAAUAUCAAUAUCAAGGAUUUGAACGUUUCGAUUUUAUCAGAAGAAGGAAUUGAUGUCGGCAAAGUAUCGUUGCGAAACUUCAAACCCGAAAGGACUGGUCAUGAUUUUUAUUAUCAUUUAAAAACCCUAAAAGUGGACAAAGUGAGGCGAUCGAGAUCCGAGCAUGGUUUUAUUGAGAACAAAUACACUUUAAUAUUUGAUCUUAAAAUUGAAGUUGAUAAAAAAGAAAUCAAUGCAUCGGUGAUGUCUUGGCCAGUUUUGGUCAUAGUGCAUCACACUCAAGAGGCGUUGGCUAGAGCGGCUUUGAUGUGGGACAAACAUUUGACUGGUGUUGACCGAUCUUCAGAAGCAUCAGUACCAUGGUCGGAAAUGCGUAAUGUUUUAAGAAUAUAUUUCAAGAAUGUAACCGGAUUUGAAUUAAAAGAUCGACAAUUGGACGCAUUAU
Molecule: messenger RNA, 1477 nt
Organism: Contarinia nasturtii (swede midge)
Lineage: Eukaryota; Metazoa; Arthropoda; Insecta; Diptera; Cecidomyiidae
Exons: 4
Biological process (GO): regulation of DNA-templated transcription
Molecular function (GO): DNA-binding transcription factor activity
Source: RefSeq, a predicted model, not a curated record